AUGGGACUUUCAAAUGAUGCUUUUUAUCAUUGUAGUAGUUUAUCAAAAAUUAAAUUCUCGCGAAAAUCGAGAAAUGUAACAAUUGGAAAUUCAUGCUUUUCAAAAUGCAAUUUUGAAGUAUUGGAAAUCAACAAUUCUAUUGGAUAUAUCAAAUCAAAUGCUUUCUCAAAUUGCCCAAAUCUUCGAGAGAUUAGAUUUAAUUAUCUUCCUCUUGUAGAUGGAAGCGUUUUCUUUGAAUGUUCAAAUGUUAUCAAAAUAACAAUAUCUAAUAUUAAUGAUUUUAAAAAACAGUAUUUUGAUUUAAUGUUUUCAGAUGUUAGAAAAAAUAUCAAAGAAGUAGUUUCAUUGCCAGAUUCAAAUCCAGAAUCCUUAUUUUCUAAUUGCAAUAAUCUUGAAUCAGCCGCAAUUUAUGAAUCUGUAAUCAGCGCUUCUCUUUUCGAAAAUUGUACAAGUUUGAAAACAGUACGUUUCAACAUGGAUGGGAUUACUGUUAACGAGCGAGCAUUUUAUAAUUGCAUAAAUCUUGAUCGUAGAAUUCUUAAAAAUAUUUCUUCAAUUGGGAAUUUAGCAUUUUAUAGAUGCAGAUUUUUUCAUUCGCUAAUAAUUCCAGAUAAAAUUAAGCAUAUUGGAUCAAAGGCUUUCCAUGAAACAGGAAUCAAAAAUAUUCAUUAUUGUUCAAUUGGAUUUUCCUGUUCAGAAGAUGCAUUUGAUAGUGGUUCAAAAGCAUAUGUUACAGAUGAAUUCGGUGACUCAAAACUUUGUGAGUUAGAAACAUCAAAAAUUAAUAAAUCAGCUUGCAAUAUUAUUCGCCCAACAAGUUUUGAUCUAGUUCCUCUCAGAGUCGCCCAUUUUCGUAGAAGAUAA
Molecule: messenger RNA, 864 nt
Organism: Trichomonas vaginalis G3
Lineage: Eukaryota; Parabasalia; Trichomonadida; Trichomonadidae
Product: ribonuclease inhibitor domain-containing protein
Exons: 1
Coding region: 1-864 (287 amino acids)
Source: RefSeq, a predicted model, not a curated record